Messenger RNA from Suillus fuscotomentosus, 1077 nucleotides. RefSeq lists its product as uncharacterized. NCBI's taxonomy places the organism in Eukaryota, Fungi, Basidiomycota, Agaricomycetes, Boletales, Suillaceae. The record is from RefSeq and is a predicted model, not a curated record. The transcript has 3 exons. Bases 1 to 1077 code for a protein of 358 amino acids.
AUGUCGGAGCACAUCAUGCUGAUCCAUGGUGACCUUUUGACGAAGGAGCGACUGGAUACUGUCCAUAACAGCCGGUGCAUUGAGCAUACACCAAAGAACCACUUCCAAUACGUGAUUUUCUUACCUGGGUUGUUCCACUAUAAGAUGGCUUGCGCAGAUGCCAUCUGGAGAACGUAUAUUCAGCCAAAGGAGGGCCGUGAUGAUGAGAACAGCCUGUACCAACACACUGCAGUCCUUCGGCCAGAGGAAACUGGUAAAAUGGUCAGUAAACCUGGCUUUCGGCAAGUGCACGAUGUCAUUCACCAUGACAUCUGGGCAUCGAUGAUGGACUGUUGGCAGAUCGAAGCAGAGAACGAGAAUUGGGAAUGGAACACGCUGGAGACUUUCGCGGCCUCUGAGCCAAUAUGGGAUGACGUGGUGGCAAUGUCACAUACCAUUGUGCGGAAGUAUGUUGCAACAACGCCAGGCCUUGACAAAGCACGAGCACGACCAUCGACCAUCCGCGACAAGCGAUUCGAAAAUCAAAUGCUGCGAAACAGGGACGAGCUGAUGUACAUUGAUGUCUGUCAAGCUAUGAAUACUGGUGACAUAGGGAGAGUGGAAGUGUCGUUCUUACCGUGGAUCUACAUAUUCAAAGCCACGGGAAAGCACAAGUAUGCUUCCCAGAUGACGAGGUUUCUCAUAAACCUUCAGUUUAACUGGCCUGAAAAACUGAGGAACAAUCUGUACACCAAGGUCAUAUACAGAGGCGGAGGUCCGAAUGGUACAUUAGAACAUAUUAUUAAAGAAUCCCCUCUGAUCAAGGUCUACCAUAACUGUCACGUCGUCAUCGAAAACAGAUUCCACCUUCAGCAUCAAACAAUUCGUCAUGCACAACCUGAAAUGAUGAAUACAAUCCGUAAGUUGUCAACGAAAAUAAAGGAGAACUACGCACAUAUAAAGAAGGAGGGUCGGAAGGCCCUGUGGUCGAUUCCUGAUCAGAUCAAUGAAGGGAUGGUGCUGAUGCAAGAGCAGAAGAUAGUUAGCGAGGAAGAGACGGGCGUUUUCGACGUCGACGGAGAUGACUUUAUUGACUAA